This is a messenger RNA of Staurois parvus, 298 nucleotides long. Lineage: Eukaryota; Metazoa; Chordata; Amphibia; Anura; Ranidae. The record is from the annotation of a GenBank genome assembly.
AUGAUGAGGCACUAUUCCUCCCCCACUGACACCAACGAUGGGGCACUAUUCCUCCCCCACUGACACCAACGAUGGGGCACUAUUCCUCCUCCCCAAUGACACCAAUGAUGGGGCACUAUUCCUCCCCCUGACACCAACGAUGGCGCACUAUUCCCCCCCCCCCACUGACACCAAUGAUAGGGCACUAUUCCUCUCCCCCACUAACACCAAUGAUGAGGCACUAUUCCUCCCCCACUGACACCAACGAUGGGGCACUAUUCCUCCCCCACUGACACCAACGAUGGGGCACUAUUCCUCC